AUGAUGAAAUGGGAGAUCGCUCUCCUCCUCACGUGGCUGGUCCCGUCCCUGGCCACUUGCCCGGCCAUCCAUGUCAAAAAGCACGAGCAGACGUGCGACUCGUCCACGUGGGUUUGCCGGAUCAUGUGCUCCCAGGAUAUGCUGCCAGGCGCGAGGAAUGCAAAUUGGUGCGUGAAAAAACACUGUGCCAGUCCUACUCGCCGGCACCGACGCAUCGUGGAGGGCAUGAUGGCUGCCGGACGCGACUACUGUUCCAAGGACCUGUGCUUCAUCCAGGAGUCAGAGGCCACAGGCCUCUUGCAGAAACCUAGCCGGGGAAGCAAUCUCGUGACGACGCAGGUGAAUGCCACAGGUCACUGCCUCACGGAAAGCGACUGGGUCUUGGAGUACUAUACUUUCAUACUUCUUUUGGCGUUGGGACAUCCCGGGGAUGAUCGCUGCAUGUCUAAGUGUGUCGCUUGUGCGGAUGUCAUUGCAACAGCUUUGAGCGAGUACUGCGAUGCAUGCGCGGGGGGCGAAUACAAGACCACCACCGAGGAGCCGAGCACCACCACACCGAAACAGUACAAGACCACCACCACGGAGGAGCCGAGCACCACCACACCGAAGUAUUACAAGACCACCACCACCGAGGAGCCGACCACCACCACACCGAAGUAUUACAAGACCACCACCACCGAGGAGCCGACCACCACCACACCGAAGUAUUACAAGACCACCACCACCGAGGAGCCGACCACCACCACACCGAAGUAUUACAAGACCACUACCACCACCGAGGAGCCGACGACCACCACGGAAAAGACGACCACCACCGAGGAGCCGACCACCACCACUGAGGAGACAACCACCACCGAGGAGCCGACCACCACCACGGAGAAGACAACCACCACCGAGGAGCCGACCACCACCACACCGAAGUAUUACAAGACCACCACCACCGAGGAGCCGACCACCACCACACCGAAGUAUUACAAGACCACCACCACCGAGGAGCCGACCACCACCACACCGAAGUAUUACAAGACCACUACCACCACCGAGGAGCCGACGACCACCACGGAAAAGACGACCACCACCGAGGAGCCGACCACCACCACUGAGGAGACAACCACCACCGAGGAGCCGACCACCACCACGGAGAAGACAACCACCACCGAGGAGCCGACCACCACCACACCGAAGUAUUACAAGACCACCACCACCGAGGAGCCGACGACCACCACGGAAAAGCCGACCACCACCGAGGAGCCGACCACCACCACUGAGGAGACAACCACCACCGAGGAGCCGACCACCACCACACCGAAAUAUUACAAGACCACCACCACCGAGAAGCCGACCACCACCACCGAAAAGACGACCACCACCGAGGAGCCAUCCACCACCACACCGAAAUAUUACAAGACAACCACCACCGAGGAGCCAUCCACCACCACGCCGAAAUAUUACAAGACCACCACCACCGAAGAGCCGACCACCACCGUGAAGGACUACAAGACAACCACUCCCAAGAAGGACGAUGAUGAUGACUAUGACGACAACAAGGACGAUGAUGUUGGGAGUCGCCGCCGCAAGGAUGACGAUGUGGAUGGCGGGAGGCGUCGCCGCAAGGAUGACGAUGUGGAUGGCGGGAGUCGUCGCCGCAAGGACGAUGAUGCAGAUGGUGGAAGCCGUCGCCGCAAGGACGACGAUGUGGAUGGUGGAAGCCGUCGCCGCAAGGACGACGAUGUGGAUGGUGGAAGCCGUCGCCGCAAGGACGACGAUGUGGAUGGUGGAAGCCGUCGCCGCAAGGACGAUGAUGUGGAUGGCGGAAGCCGUCGCCGCAAGGACGAUGAUUUGGAUGGUGGAAGCCGUCGCCGCAAGGACGACGAUGUGGAUGGUGGAAGCCGUCGCCGCAAGGACGACGAUGUGGAUGGUGGAAGCCGUCGCCGCAAGGACGAUGAUGUGGAUGGUGGAAGCCGUCGCCGCAAGGACGAUGAUUUGGAUGGCGGGAGCCGUCGCCGCAAGGACGACGAUGUGGAUGGUGGAAGCCGUCGCCGCAAGGACGACGAUGUGGAUGGUGGAAGCCGUCGCCGCAAGGACGACGAUGUGGAUGGUGGAAGCCGUCGCCGCAAGGACGAUGAUGUGGAUGGUGGAAGCCGUCGCCGCAAGGACGACGAUGUGGAUGGCGGAAGCCGUCGCCGCAAGGACGACGAUGUGGAUGGCGGGAGCCGUCGCCGUAAGGAUGACGAUGUGGAUGGCGGGAGUCGUCGCCGCAAAGACGACACGGAUGUUUAUGUCAAGUAUCACUAG
This is a messenger RNA of Symbiodinium natans, 2295 nucleotides long. The record is from the annotation of a GenBank genome assembly. NCBI's taxonomy places the organism in Eukaryota, Dinophyceae, Suessiales, Symbiodiniaceae.